Molecule: messenger RNA, 3936 nt
Organism: Penicillium bovifimosum
Lineage: Eukaryota; Fungi; Ascomycota; Eurotiomycetes; Eurotiales; Aspergillaceae
Product: hybrid sensor histidine kinase/response regulator
Exons: 2
Coding region: 1-3936 (1311 amino acids)
Biological process (GO): protein autophosphorylation; phosphorelay signal transduction system
Molecular function (GO): phosphorelay sensor kinase activity; histidine phosphotransfer kinase activity
Source: RefSeq, a predicted model, not a curated record
AUGUCUUUCCCGUCCGAUGUGAAAGACAUCGGCGAUUGGACAGUGAUCUUUGAUGAGCCAAAUGACGAUGACAACAAUGAGAAAAAAGAAGAAAGACUGUCCGACAGGAGGCGGACUCUCGCUCGAACGUUGUCAAUACCGAAGAGCAUGUGUAUAUUGUCGGAAAACAAGACGGAAGUAUCAGCAGUAACCUCCGAGCUGGUCUCGCCGAGAUUGCAACUGCCUCGAUUAGGCACAGACUCUUCCGAGAGAGUCUUCCCGGUCCGCUCGGCUGUCUCGCUGGAUUCGACGCCCUCGUCUGCCUUACAGACCCCUUCCUUUGAUAGGCUCGAAACACCAAUAUCUCCUUUUUCGGACACAUGGACUGCAUGGCCUGCGGGUGAACCACCGGGCUUUCAGCAGAAGAAUACACUUGGAAACGAUGUCAAUUCUGAGAAAGUGGACCAGGCAAGACCUGAUUAUUUGGCUGCAUUGCAUCAAAGCAGUGGCGGGAGCGAGGUCUCAAUGGUGCCCAAGGAUGAAACUACUGCCAGUCCUGAUCCUGUUCUUGCGCAGUUGCGUAACACCGUGCAAAAUGGUGGAGAGAUACUCGGUUUCCGCGGCUUGAAGAAGGGGUCGCAAUAUCUGCAAGAGGAUGACGAUGGAAAUCUCAUUCAAUCUUCUGGUGCACUGGUUGUGAUCACCGAGUCCGGUGGUGAGUUGGGGGUGCAAAUAGCCAGCAGCAACUGUCAGGAAAUCAUCGGGCGUUCUCCGGAUGAACUCUUUGCUCUCCAGACAUUCGGUGAUAUACUUCCUGUCUCGCUCCGGAGCAGCUUCCUUGCUCACGCUAAAUUUAUUUUGAGCGAAGACUACACCGUCGAACACUCCGGCCCUGAGAUUUUUCUCUUGUCCGUGUUAUUGUCUGACGGGGAUGCUCGGAGCUUGUGGUGUACCAUGCACACCAACAAUCUUCACAAGGGAUAUGUUUUCUGCGAGUUCCAGCCCGAGGUUCGAGACACGGAGAGCAAAGCCGACUUUGAGAAUUCUAAGGGUGAAACCACAACAUCAGAAAAGCGAACCUUGGACAUAACAUCUGGGGCAUUUUUCGAGCAUGACGGCCGUUCAAAGAAGCAACACGAACCAAGUCCCAGGAGUAUGGGAGGCCCAACAGAAAAACAGACGCUGGAUAUGACCUCGGGGGCAUUCUUUGAGGAUGAAAGUCCCCCAUCGAAGACUUUUGACAGAUGUACAGCCGAUCUGCCAGAUUCAACCGAACUCUUGAACAGCAUCCCUCGGAUUCUCCAGCAACUUGCAAGCGCUCAGACACUCGAAGUGCUUGUUAAACAUUCCAUCAACACUUUGCAAGAUCUUAUCAAGUUUGACAGAACAACGGUGUAUCAUUUCGACAGUGAUCGUAAUGGCAUCGUGGUUGCAGAUGAGAUUGACCAAUCGUCAGGCUCAACCUCUUAUGAAAACAUGAAGUUCCCGGAAUCAACCUUCCCAGAAGCAUUGAAAAGAGCAUACGCGCACAACACUGUCUGCUUCUCUUGCGCUGGCAAUAAAGGCACUGCAAGGCUCGUUUAUCGAUCUUCGGCCGACCAUACGCCACUCGACAUGUCAAAUACCUACCUCUCUUCACCCCCUGGGCUCUCAACGACACAUACAGACAAUCCCGUCGAGGCGUGUUUGUCAAUCCAAAUAACUGUGUUUGGCAAGCUUUGGGGACUGAUAUCAUGUCAGUCCUACAAGAGCCGCCAAACGCUUCACCCGCUCAUCCAAAAGAUGUGCUGGAUUAUAGCUGGGGCAGUGUCGAGCAACAUUGAGCGGCUGUCCUACACUUUGCCGUUUCAGUUGCGAGAGACAAAAAUGCCCGUAACCCCAGCUAGCACAUCACAGGUCAUCCAAACUCCAACUGGCGAUUUGCUCAGUCUGUUUGGAGCAGACUACGCCGCGGCGUCAAUCAUGGGGGAGGCUAGAGUUUUGGGAAAGCCGACAGAUUCCCAGGAAGUUCUGGCGUUAUUCGAAUACAUGAAAGCCAAAGAGAAUGACACUGUGUUCUGGUCGACCGACAUCGCUGCUGAUUUUGGGGAUUUGAACUACUCGCGCGGCUUCCACCAUCUUUCUGGCUUGCUUCACGUCCCGCUUUCGGUGGAUGGGCACGACUUCAUUAUCUUUUUCAAAGCCAACUCGGAAGAUCCGAGCAUAUCGUCUGAUUUGGAGAGAUCGAAUGACCAGUGGACCUCGUCAGACUUUAGCAAGGCUUCUGUUCUUUCCUUGCUAUAUCGCACUUUCACGGAUAUUUGGCAGGAGAAGGAGACCACAAUGCAAAACAACCAAUUGAUGAGGCUUUUGCUCGCCAACUCCGCGCACGAGUUCAGAACACCUCUCAAUGCCAUCAUCAACUACUUGGAAAUUGCUCUCGAUGGUUCUCUGGAUCAAGAUACACGAGACCACAUUUCUAGGUCGCACUCGGCAUCGAAGUCAUUGGUAUAUAUCAUCAACGACCUUCUAGAUCUUACGAAUGCCGAGAACGGACAGGCCUUGAUAAAAGACGAGGCUUUCAAUCUGUCGGAGACCCUGACUGAAGCAACAGAUAUCUUCUGGGAAGAAGCAAGACAGAAGCAUAUCGAUCUUCAGGUGGUUCAACAUGCAGUUCUGCCUCCUGUUCUCGGUGAUCAACGACGAGUACGUCAAGUCAUUACCAACUUGAUCAGCAAUGCUGUGCAGCACACGUCUGCUGGUGCAGUGACAAUCGAGUCAUGCGUCAUACCCGGGCCGAUAUUACCUGGUCAUAUUUCCGUGGAAAUAGCGAUGCAUGACACCGGCUGUGGAAUGUCCCAAGAGACGGUCGAGACCUUGUUCUGUGAACUGGAACAAGUCUCCAACAAAGGAUAUAUGCGACCCCCAAAGUCCUACGAACAAAACACAACUGGCCAAGCAGUGGAGAAAAGAAGCGUGCUUGGUCUAGGUCUCGCGCUGGUUGCCCGGAUCGUCCGCAACAUGAAUGGACAGCUAAGCCUGAAAUCCGAAGAAGGCAAGGGCAGCUGCUUCAAGAUCAGACUUGAGUUCCCUCUUCCAAACGAAGACAGCCCUCAAACGCAGAAUGCAGGUACUGCUUCAACAGAAGAUGAAAGCAAACAAGAGUUAAGGCAAGAUCAUUUAUCCCCAAACUGCACAGCGAACAAAAGGGAAGAUACCAUACCCUGUGAAUGUGGUCAAACACCCGAAUUCGCGUCAGGACAGACAACCACGAACGUCGACAUCAGCUUGAAACCAAGUCAAACAACAAACUUCCCUCCAUCCGACCAACAGUCCAAACAGUCCAAACCCAAACGACCAGCCAAACAACCGGAUGAACCAAUCCCUUCGCCAUCAAGCAUACCACUCCCAAUAGCACCACCUGACAACCAACACACCGUGGACAACCAACACACCGCGGACAACCAACACACCGCGGACAACCAACACACCGCGGAACCAAGCAGAAUGGACUGGAACCUCCACAUCCUCGUUGCAGAAGACGACCCCAUCAACAGCGCCAUCCUUCAAAAACGCCUCGUGAAAUUCGGACAUACGGUGCACAUGACGACGAACGGAAAAGAAUGCGUAACAGCCUACAAGGCGGAUCCCAGUCAUUUCAAUGCUAUUCUGAUGGAUCUACAAAUGCCCAUCGUCGACGGCCUAGCUGCAACAAAGAUGAUACGCGAGUACGAGCAGGAGGAACUAGCCAGUGAGACGGGGCCUGGAUCCCGCAUUCCUAUUUUCGCGGUCUCGGCUUCCCUGCUUGAAGAGAAUCGGCUGGUCUAUAUGGACUCGGGGUUUGAUGGGUGGGUUAUGAAGCCGAUUGAUUUUCAGAGGGUGGAUCGGUUGCUUGGGGGUGUUAGGCUGCAGUGGGUGAGGAAGGAGACUGCUUAUCAGGAUGGGAUGUGGGAGGAGGGUGGGUGGUUUGAGGCUUAG